UCAGCAUGGUUUUUGCUAAAUUUCCUCUCUCCCCUUACAGUUGUUUUUUCAGCGUUCUUCUGUUACCCACAAAGCAUCCCUCUUCUCCAACCUUCUCCACUUCCAUUGUUUUUCAACCCUUCCCGUUUCUAUGUUCUCAAUAACUCCCUGAUAAUUGCAUUCUAUUCACUAAUUCAACCAUGUCAUCCUUCAAACAUGGUCUUGGUCUCUACCUUCUUCUACUUGUCUUUUCCCACAGCCUGCUUACAAGUCCAGUUGCCUAUGCCUGGUUUGGCCGUCGAGGCUUCUGGUGGAUACCUUGGUGGAGAUGGGGGGAUAAGGAGAAUGAUUUACUUCAUGACAUCAACAUUUACAGAAAAGUUCAGAACCUCCCUAUCCUCGAGGAAAACUACGACGCAUCUUGUUUAGCCAUCAAAUUUGCAUAUGAUUUAAAAGAUAAACAUUGUGAAGACUUUCAUGAUUUUCAUCCUUUACCCAGCAGAAACCCUAGCAUUCCAAACUUCCAAAAGAGUGUUUGGAAAUGUAACAUCACCAUCAACACCACAAAAGAUUGGGUCCUUAUGCGAGUUUGUGUGCCUGGAUUGGACGAAGAUGAUUUGUUUUCUAAUUACACUAGAGAUAGUCACUUUACAGAGUAUUUGAAUAAUUCCAAGUAUACAACAGCAGGGGUUGGUUUUGGUGGUGAUUGGAAUGUUCUUAUAGUUAGUACCAACACAACUUUUUUAGAUAACAACACAACUUUCGUAGAUAUUUCUUCUGCUAGUUAUUUGCUUGAUGGUUGGCUACUGAUGAUGGCUACAUUCUGGAGUGUGUUUGUUUUUCUAUUCAACUAAACUAAUUGUUAUGUUUCUCGUAUGCUGCUUCAUUUGAUGGAA
This is a messenger RNA of Medicago truncatula (barrel medic), 875 nucleotides long. RefSeq lists its product as uncharacterized. The record is from RefSeq and is a predicted model, not a curated record. The transcript is spliced from 3 exons. The coding region runs from base 180 to 833 and encodes 217 amino acids. NCBI's taxonomy places the organism in Eukaryota, Viridiplantae, Streptophyta, Magnoliopsida, Fabales, Fabaceae.